This is a messenger RNA of Toxorhynchites rutilus septentrionalis, 1949 nucleotides long. Its product is annotated as mitochondrial-processing peptidase subunit alpha. The record is from RefSeq and is a predicted model, not a curated record. Lineage: Eukaryota; Metazoa; Arthropoda; Insecta; Diptera; Culicidae. Gene Ontology annotation, molecular function: metalloendopeptidase activity; metal ion binding. The transcript has 4 exons. Bases 134 to 1762 code for a protein of 542 amino acids. Gene Ontology annotation, cellular component: mitochondrion.
UCAUAGUUCUCCUGUUGUCAAUUGAAUUUCUGUAAUUUUAUUUGUAAUUCGGAUCGCUUGCAGUUUUUCUGCUGUAAUCUCGCAAGAUCAUAAUUUCCGAAAGCGAGCAUUAAAGAAAUCAGCGAGACAAACUAUGGCCCUGCCAUUUAACACUAAAGUUGUAACCAAUCGGUUAUUUCUGAACAAAUGUUACAACUUUUGGCGACCUUACGUCAGCGGCCCGGUCGAGGGUGGUCGUGCCAGCAAUCCGGACGGCUCCACGGUAAACGUCCCUUCGAAGGAAAUAGUGACACCGCUACCUCCCCUGUCCGAACCCAUUGCUGACCAACAGCCGGUGCAGUAUGCGCGUUCGGGGGAUCAAAACAAUGUUACCACAGUGACCCGAUUGUCGAACGGUUUGAGGGUUGCUUCGGAGAACAGAUUUGGCCAGUUCUGUACGGUGGGAGUGGUGAUCGAUUCGGGCCCCCGCUAUGAGCUGGCCUAUCCAAGUGGCGUUUCGCACUUUCUGGAGAAACUAGCAUUCCAAUCGACCGAAGCGUUUAGCGAAAAAGAUGUCAUCUUCAAGGAGCUCGAGAAACACGGGGGAAUAUGCGACUGCCAGAGUUCGCGGGAUACGUUUGUAUACGCGGCAAGCGCGGACAGCCGUGGGCUCGAGUCCGUUACAAGAAUUCUGGCUGAUGUUGUUCUCCGGCCUAAAUUAGCCCUGGAUGAGGUCGAGGCGGCACGCCAGGCAAUCAAGUUUGAGUUAGAAACGUUGCAAAUGCGACCAGAGCAGGAGCCCAUCGUAAUGGACAUGAUUCAUGCUGCUGCGUUCCGAGACAACACCUUGGGACUUCCGAAGCUUUGUCCCGCGGAAAACACGGAUAAGAUUGACAGGAAUAUGUUGUUGACUUACUUGAAAAAUCAUCAUACACCGGAUCGGAUGGUGCUAGCGGGUGUUGGAGUUCCGCACGAUAAACUUGUCCAGCUGGCGGAGAAAUUCUUCGUGGAAGGAUCAGCGACUUGGGAGAGCGAGAAAAUUGUGGCUAAGGAACCAAAAGGAGUGGACACAUCGAUUGCACAAUAUACCGGUGGACAACAGCUCGAGGAGUGUAUUAUUCCGGUGUAUGCUGCCGUGGGACUUCCAGAGCUAGCUCAUGUUGUAGUCGGAAUAAGAGGGUGCUCCCAUCAAGACAAAGAUUUCAUAGCGGCUUGUGUGUUAAAUAUUAUGAUGGGCGGUGGAGGUUCGUUCUCUGCCGGUGGUCCGGGGAAGGGAAUGUACACUCGUCUAUACACAAAUGUCCUGAACCGUUACCACUGGAUGUACAGCGCCACUGCUUAUAACCAUGCUUACGGAGACUCUGGUCUGUUUUGUAUCCACGCCACGGCUCCACCAACACACGUGAAGAAUCUGGUGGAGGUCAUCACGAGGGAACUGUACACGAUGCAAACCCGACCGGGAGAUCAGGAAUUGCGCAGAGCGAAAACACAACUGCAGUCAAUGCUGUUGAUGAAUCUGGAGGCCCGUCCGGUCGUUUUUGAGGACAUUGGAAGGCAGGUGUUGGCUACCGGUGAACGGAGGCGACCGGAGCAUUUCAUUCAGGAAAUAGAAAAAAUUACCGCGGAGGACAUCCAAAACGUGGCAAGGAAAUUUCUAUCGUCACCGCCAGCCCUGGCCGCUCGUGGUGAAAUCAAGGGCAUUUACGACGUUAAGGACAUUCAAACAGCGCUGUCCAAUGAAGGUCGGAUGCCCGGUAAUCGAAGGUUGUCGCUUUUUAGAUAAGGUUGGUACUCUUCAUAAAAAAAAACAAUUCACGUAUCUAGAAGACAAUGCAAAGCACUGUACUAUCCAAGUCAAACUUUUAACGCUAAUUGUGAAAAAUAUCAACUUGAUUGAUUCAAAAAAAAAAUAUCGGCGUCAGUUUAGUUCCGAAAUAAAUAAGAUAUAUUAGGAUUAAUAAAAACUAAAA